This is a messenger RNA of Capra hircus (goat), 2265 nucleotides long. RefSeq names its product gametogenetin (gene GGN). The transcript has 2 exons. Gene Ontology annotation, molecular function: ubiquitin protein ligase binding. NCBI's taxonomy places the organism in Eukaryota, Metazoa, Chordata, Mammalia, Artiodactyla, Bovidae. The coding region runs from base 49 to 2079 and encodes 676 amino acids. The record is from RefSeq and is a predicted model, not a curated record. Gene Ontology annotation, biological process: gamete generation; double-strand break repair.
UUGACUGGCGGAAGUUUUUCUGACCACAGUCCCCGACCUCCGUCAGAAAUGGGGAACGUGCAGUCGGAGCCGUCCGCGGGCGGGGGCUCCAGAAAAGAGCAGGCCUCGGACCGGUCCUCCGACUCCCGCCGGACAUCCCUGGUGGAGCCCGAGGUGACCCCCUCCUCCCCGGCCAUGCGCCUGGCUCGCGGGCUGGGCGUCUGGUUCCCUGGCAGCUCCGCGCCCCCGGGACUCCUGGUACCCCCGGAGCCCCAGGCCUCACCCUCACCCCUGCCCCUGACCUUAGAACUGCCCUCGCCAGUGACGCCCCCUUCAGAGGAGGCGGCUGCGGCCGCGGUCUCCACACCACCCCCGCCCCCCGUGGGGACCCUGCUGCCCGCGCCGUCUAAGUGGCGAAAACCCACGGGCACUCCGGUGCCCCGGAUCCGCGGUCUGCUGGAGGCGAGUCAUCGCGGCCAGGGUGACCCUCCGAGCCUCCGCCCGCUGCCGCCGCCGUCCCGGCAACUACCCGAAGAGGACCUAGACCCUGUCCCGAGGGCCCCGUCUCCGACUCCGCCGCCCUUGGAGCCGCGGAAGCCGCCACUACCGCCACCUUCGGACGGGCAGCCCCCGGACCGCAGAAUCACUCCUGCUCUGGCCACACGCGCCGCAACCCCUACAGAAACCCAGGCCAGACUCGGCAGCGAGGGCCAGACGGCCAGAGGGGCCCGCAGGGGGGCACCUCCCCAAGCAGGCGAGGGCGAAAUGGCCAGGCCUGCGGCCUCCGAGCCCGGCCUGAGUCUGUUGUGUAAAGUCACCUUCAAGUCGGGGCCCCAGCUGGCCCCUGCGGCAGCGUCGAGUUCUUUAGCCGCUAAAGCCUCUCUGGGGGGCGGCGGCGGGCUCUUCGCCGCCUCGGGCGCUAUCUCCUACGCUGAGGUCCUGAAGCAGGGGCCCCUCGCUCCUGGGGCCUCUCGCCCCUCGGGAGAGGUGCCUCGGGGAACUCAGGAAGCAGAGGGCGGUGAUGGAGACGGCGAGGGGUGUUCUGGACCCCCCUCGGCGCCUGCGUCCCACGCCCGGACCCUUCCGCCGCCGCCUUAUACCACCUUCCCAGGCUCGAAGCCCAAAUUUGACUGGGUGAGCCCUCCUGAUGGCCCUGAACGCCACUUUCGCUUCAAUGGAGCUGGCGGAGGCGUCGGGGCGCCCAGACGACGCGCAGCCGCUUUCUCAGGGCCCUGGGGCUCCGCACCACCUGCUCCAGGGCAGAUGCAUCCUGCUCCCGGGUCCCGGAGGCCCGCACCCGCCUUGCUGGCGCCGCCUAUGUUCAUCUUCCCGGCGCCCACCAAUGGCGAGCCUGUGCGCCCAGGGCCUCCCGGCCCGCCGGAGCUGCUGCCGCCGCCGCCGCCGCCGCCCACGCCACCACCCACGCCACCUCCAGCGCCGCCUCCCACACCGCAGCCGCCCGUGAUCCAGCCAACGCCGCUGCCCGUGACGCUCCCGCCCGCCCCGGGCCACUUGGAGUCGGCCGUGACUCCCGCCCCGGCUCCCUCUCUGUCCUCCGCCUUGGCCGCCGACCAAGCCCCAGCCCCGGCCCCGGCCCCGGCCCCGGCCCCGGCCCCGGCCCCAGCCCCGGCCCCAUCCCCGGCUCCAGCUCCCACUGUGGCCGAGCCAUUGCCACCUGCGCCCGUGCCCGCGCCCGCGCCCGUCAAGACCCGCACUCGCAGGAACAAGGGUCCUCGUGCAGCCCGCGCGGUUCCGCGUGAGGAUGGCGCCCCCGGAGAUGGUCCCCGCGAUCGUACAGCCACUACUGUGACUGACAGCGGUGGUGCAGGGGGUGGUGGCAGCGGAGCUCUUCCGGCGGGGACAGCUAACUCGGGCGCCGCGCGCCACUGGCCACCCUUCCAGGUGCUUAACUCCUGUCCCUGCAAGUGUUACUGCCGCCACCAGCCACGCCACCGCCGCCUGCCAAGAAACGUGUCUGCCUGGCUGAGGACGCCCACCAACCACCUGAGUGAGCCACCCUGGGUCGCCACCAUCAAGUUGGCCGGCUCCCUGGUAGCCGGGCUGGAGCACUAUGACUUGCAGGCAACCCAUUCCAACUGAGUGCAGUCUGCUCAAUGCCCUCUGCCACCCCUCCUUGGUAAUAAAAGCCAUCCAGAUGCUGAGAUGCCUAUCAGUCACCAGCUAAGGGUUGGAGGGCUGUGGUGGGGCAGAGGUCUCCCUGAAAGCACCACAUCCUGGGAACAAGAAGCUGGACCCACCACAGCAAUAAGGGAGGUUCUGUUCAUC